AUGAAGCUUUACACUAUCGUUCAGCUCCUGACUCUUGUGACUACUGCUCUGGCUGGUGUUAUCGCAGCGGACAAACGCAAUGAUAUCUCCUCCACUCCUUGUGAGGCGGUUGCUCCUACGACAAUCACGGUGAUGGCAACCCAGAAUCAAAUACAGAUCGAGACUACCACCGAGACUCAAGUCACCACAAUCACCGCCCAGCCUGAUUCCGUGACCGUUGCCCUCCAGGGUCCUGAUGCUAUCUCGUCCUCAUUGAGCUCGGCCUUUUCAGUAGAGUCUCAACAACUCGAAAUCAACAGCCAGUUGGCUCCAAAUAAUCCUUUCAGAUCCCAACAUCCGCUCCCAAGUUCAGCCACUCGUUUCACACGAACGCUCAUCGUCCCGGUGAUCGAAGCCACUAAGACGUUCGCAGCCAGUGGGCAGACUUCUGCAACAGACGUCUACUUUAUUGGCGAGAAUGAUGGAACUACAACUUGGUUGUCAAAUCUCAUUCCACAUGAAAGCAUGACUAUCGGCACUACCACAGUCACAUUGUCUCCUGUCCCUUCUGUAUCCACUAUCCGCACGGUUCGGUCGAGGGUCACUGAAUCGGCUACUCGCACCAACACUCUGACCAUGACAGUCGAACGACCAAACGCUGUGGCGUCUGCGAGUGUGGGUGGCUUCGGUGGCGUUGGAUAUCAAGGCUGGAACACUUCUGCAUCGGCUCUGGCUCCGGCUUCAACAUCAGCACUUUUGAUGGACGGAGGAGGUUCAGGGGUGCUAUCAUCAUUUCAGGUGGUCACCACUCGUCAAAGCUCUGCCAUCAUUACCACGACUGUGCAAGUUUCUGGCUCUGCGACAAGCCGAGCUCUGCCAACCAACGCUUAUGGAUCAACUGCGAACAUCACAUUCCCUACCGCUGGUUAUGGGUACGAGAAGCGCUCCGAUGUAGAUGGUCGUCGACGUGCAGUUUGCGAAUGGAUCACUGCAACCAUGCGCGGAACGCCUGUCUCAUGGCCGAACAACUAUGAUGGUAGCAAGACCGUAAAUUGUGCAACUUUUACGUCGUCUACUCAACAAUCUCAACCCGCACUACCUCCUACCAUGGUCACUGUCACCGUCACCAGGGGAGAGAUGCCAUCAUCGGACGAAAAUCCAGCAUCGAGCUCUGCUCCUGCAACACAGACAAUCGUGCCCGUUUCAUCAACUUCUACUAGUGCUGCUCCAGCUGCGGCAACUUCUUGUGGUGUUUCUGGUGAUUUCACUCUUGACUUCGACACUUUACCUCAGUUCUUUGCACCAGACAAUGAUACCGCGCCAUUCCCUCCAAUCUUCAAUCCCUACCGACACCUGUUCUUCUCCUCUGGUUGGGCAUAUGUUCCACCCCCCACAACUCCUGUUGUGCCUCAGAAUGGAAGUCACCUAGCAGUCUACGUACCUUCCGCAUCUGAGACCAACAGCUCCGUCUCACAGUCACCCAAUGCAGGUGACGUGCCGCCUGGCUCUUUUGGUGCUGGUCCUCGUGCUUACGACAACGCAUACUGGUUCGACGCAGAGACAUUGUAUGUCUUCUGUGACAAUGGAGCAGAGGACCCAGCUGUAACCUGCGACGUUGUAGUUACAGCCUAUCAAUGGGACGAGGAUACGCAGUCAGAAACUGUUCUUGCAACUCAGCAUUUUCCACAGCCACCAUGCCCAGGCUACAAUAACUGUCGAACUAAUGAAAUCUUCCUCGAUACCCAGUUCCGCGGGUUGAGCAGUCUGAGCUUGUACGCCAUCGUCGACGGCAAGCAGAAGAUGUUCUUCAUUGACACUGUUCAGUUGUCGUGGUGGAACAACACCUGCGAGGCUGGUCGUCGUCGUGCAAGUCAGAUAUGA
This is a messenger RNA of Endocarpon pusillum Z07020, 1860 nucleotides long. RefSeq lists its product as uncharacterized. Bases 1 to 1860 code for a protein of 619 amino acids. The record is from RefSeq and is a predicted model, not a curated record. The transcript has 4 exons. Lineage: Eukaryota; Fungi; Ascomycota; Eurotiomycetes; Verrucariales; Verrucariaceae.